Molecule: messenger RNA, 2196 nt
Organism: Arthroderma uncinatum
Lineage: Eukaryota; Fungi; Ascomycota; Eurotiomycetes; Onygenales; Arthrodermataceae
Product: lipase 5
Exons: 2
Coding region: 1-2196 (731 amino acids)
Biological process (GO): lipid metabolic process
Molecular function (GO): triacylglycerol lipase activity
Source: RefSeq, a predicted model, not a curated record
AUGUCGCCAUCCGCAAAUCCACAGCCGAACGGACUCCCACGUCGGCUCGAUGCCGAUGACGAGGCAUCAGCCGAACCGUAUGGCCUUCCGGAUUUCAGGAGAAAGUUCAUCAGUUCUGAGCACCUGCAGCAAUUUAAAAAGGCCCUCGAUGCGCCCGAGGCGCUGUCCCUCACCGCCGUGAACGAUUGGCGACCCAUCAACCAACGAGUCCGAAGGCUUAACAAUGGCCGUAAAUCGAGACGUCGACGAAAAGACGAAACCCGAGAAGGAUUCGUUUACGCAUUGCUGAAAUGGCCGUUCCUAAUAUCUGUUCUGACGUGGAUAGCCGUGUUGAGCUUCUGUUAUCUACUCACCCGUGUCUAUAUACUCAUCUAUGAGAACCUGUUUUCCUGGAAGGGAAAAAGACGCAGACUUCGAAAGGAACUUCGAGCUACAGAGGACUAUGAAAGGUGGCGAGAUGCUGCGAAGGAAUUGGACAAGUACUUGGGAAAUGAUGCCUGGAAGGAAGACGACGAAUACGCCUAUUACAAUCAUGUAACAGUCAACGCCGUCGUUGCACAGUUGCAGGACUUGAGGAUCAGGGUCCAGAAUGCCACAAACGAAGGCCGCAGUCCGGAUCGAGCUCAUGCUAUGGAAGAGCUUCGCGCUCUGCUGGAAGCAUGCAUUAAAAAUAACUUCGCUGGCGUGGAGAACCCACGCCUAUACAGUGAAACAUACUACGGGACAAAGCACUUGGUUCAGCAAUUUAUCAACGAAGCAGAGGCAUCCCUGAAGCUUCUGAUUGAGAAUGGUGGACUAUCAAAUCAUGAUAAAGCACUUUUUUUCAAACAUCUGGACACAAAUUUUGGUCGAACGGCGUUGUGUCUAUCUGGGGGCGCCACAUUUUCCUACUACCACUUCGGCGUAGUUAGAGCCCUUCUAGAUAACGACGUGUUACCUGAUGUCAUAUCUGGCACGUCUGGAGGCGCCUUAAUUGCCGCUUUGGUUGCCACGAGAACAGAUUCUGAGCUGAAGAAGUUACUCGUUCCAGCUCUGGCACACAAGAUCAAAGCCUGUCGUGAUGGGUUCUCCACCUGGGUAAGACGAUGGUGGCUCACAGGGGCCAGGUUCGAUACCAUGGAUUGGGCAGAACAGUGUAGUUGGUUUUGCCGGGGCUCGACCACAUUUCAAGAAGCAUAUGAGAGAACAGGUCGGAUUUUAAACGUGUCUUGCGUACCGUCGGAUCCGCAUUCCCCUACCAUCCUAGCAAACUACUUGACCUCCCCCAAUUGUGUAAUCUGGAGUGCUGUUAUUGCAUCUGCAGCAGUUCCCGGAAUUUUGAACCCGGUUGUUCUCAUGAUGAAAAAACCAGAUGGCACUCUAUCGCCGUACUCCUUUGGCCACAAAUGGAAAGAUGGCAGUCUUCGUACAGAUGUACCCCUGAAAGCACUGGAUAUUCACUUCAAUGCUACAUUCCCCAUAGUUUCUCAGGUUAAUCCACAUAUCAGCCUCUUCUCAUUCAGUACCCGUGGCAGUGUUGGCCGUCCGGUAACUCACCGAAAGGGUAGAGGUUGGCGUGGUGGCUUCCUUGGCUCUGCCAUCGAACAGUUUAUCAAGCUUGACCUUACGAAAUGGCUAAAGGUUCUCAGGCGCCUUGAGCUGCUCCCUCGCCCUCUGGGUCAGGACUGGAGCGAGGUCUGGCUCCAGCGAUUUGGCGGCACCAUCACCAUAUGGCCAAAAUCAGUAUUAUCUGAUUUCUACUAUAUUCUAUCAGACCCCACCCCUGAGCGUUUGGCUCAUAUGCUACACGAAGGCCAAUCCAGUACCUUCCCAGCGCUUCAGUUCAUCAUGAAUCGAAUGAAGCUAGAGAAGGCUAUACGCGAAGGCUUCUUAAAAUAUACAUCCACUGACGGGAGCCCAGACCCGAUAGACUCUGUCCGUCGCAGGCGAGUACUUACACGAUCACAGUCAGAGCGAGCUAUCGGAGCGGUGAUUCAUGGCGAACAGACCGUCGACUUACUAAGUGAUCAUAGUGGAAAUGGGACUUAUACAUCUGACGAACAAGAAAUAACGGACGAUAAUUACGACAUGCGUCCAGAACCAAUAGGCUCCCCAUUAAAUCGCCGCAAUAGCGGUAUUUUGGAAGAGCUAAGGCGGCAAUCUGCUGUGUUCUUCGAUGACGACGAUGACGAUGAUACUGCAACUGUAAGCGAGUGA